UCUGAAGCAAGGAACCUCAUUUCUUAACUUUUUGAGAGCGAAGUGAUUCUUAGAAGAAGAGCCAUUGCAAGAAACAGAACAAAACACUCUUGGGGAAAAAUAGGAGAAGAGGAGACACAAAUGAAAUGUGGGCUGCAAUGCUGGAACUGAUGCUGUUUACCGCUCCUACUCAGAACUGAAUAUUAAAAAGGGGUUUUGAGGUCUGGAAAAGGAAGGUAUUAAGUCAUGAUGCAGGAAUCUGCGACAGAGACAAUAAGCAACAGUUCAAUGAAUCAAAAUGGAAUGAGCACUCUAAGCAGCCAAUUAGAUGCUGGCAGCAGAGAUGGAAGAUCAAGUGGUGACACGAGCACUGAAGUAAGCACAGUAGAACUGCUGCAUUUGCAACAACAGCAGGCACUGCAGGCAGCCAGACAGCUGCUUUUACAGCAACAGACAAGUGGGCUGAAAUCGCCUAAGAACAGUGAUAAACAGAGACCACUACAGGUGCCUGUGUCAGUGGCCAUGAUGACUCCCCAGGUGAUCACCCCUCAGCAAAUGCAGCAAAUUCUCCAGCAACAAGUUUUGUCUCCACAGCAACUUCAAGCACUUCUCCAGCAACAGCAAGCAGUUAUGUUACAGCAGCAACAACUUCAAGAGUUUUACAAGAAACAGCAAGAGCAGUUACAUCUUCAGCUUUUGCAGCAGCAGCAGCAACAGCAGCAGCAGCAACAACAACAGCAGCAACAGCAGCAGCAGCAACAGCAGCAGCAGCAGCAACAGCAGCAACAGCAACAGCAGCAGCAACAACAACAGCAACAACAACAGCACCCAGGAAAGCAAGCAAAAGAGCAGCAGCAGCAGCAGCAGUUGGCCGCCCAGCAGCUUGUCUUCCAGCAGCAGCUGCUCCAGAUGCAGCAACUUCAGCAGCAGCAACAUCUGCUGAAUCUUCAGCGUCAGGGACUCAUUUCCAUUCCACCUGGCCAGUCGGCUCUUCCUGUCCAGUCGCUGCCACAAGCUGGCUUAAGUCCUGCUGAGAUUCAGCAGUUAUGGAAAGAAGUUACUGGAGUUCACAGUAUGGAAGACAAUGGCAUUAAGCAUGGAGGGCUAGACCUCACUACUAACAAUUCCUCUUCUACUACCUCCUCUACCACUUCCAAAGCAUCGCCACCAAUAACUCAUCAUUCCAUUGUGAAUGGACAGUCAUCAGUUCUAAAUGCAAGACGAGACAGCUCAUCACAUGAGGAGACUGGAGCCUCUCAUACUCUAUAUGGCCAUGGAGUUUGCAAAUGGCCUGGAUGUGAAAGUAUUUGUGAAGAUUUUGGACAGUUUUUAAAGGCUACCUGUGUGAAUAUGUGGAUAAAGACUCAUCCUUUCAUGUACGUAAAUAAAAGGCACCUUAAUAAUGAACAUGCAUUGGAUGACAGAAGCACUGCUCAGUGCCGGGUGCAAAUGCAGGUGGUUCAACAAUUAGAAAUACAGCUUUCUAAAGAACGUGAACGUCUUCAGGCAAUGAUGACCCACUUGCACAUGCGACCCUCGGAGCCCAAGCCAUCUCCAAAACCUCUAAAUCUGGUGUCCAGUGUCACUAUGUCUAAGAACAUGUUGGAGACUUCCCCUCAGAGUUUACCUCAAACUCCCACUACACCAACAGCCCCAGUCACUCCAAUUACCCAGGGACCCUCAGUAAUCACCCCAGCCAGUGUACCCAACGUGGGAGCCAUUCGAAGACGACAUUCCGACAAAUACAACAUUCCCAUGUCAUCAGAAAUUGCCCCAAACUACGAAUUUUAUAAAAAUGCAGAUGUCAGACCUCCGUUUACUUAUGCAACUCUCAUAAGGCAGGCUAUCAUGGAAUCAAGUGACAGGCAGUUAACACUCAAUGAAAUUUACAGCUGGUUUACACGGACAUUUGCCUACUUCAGGCGUAAUGCAGCCACUUGGAAGAAUGCAGUACGACAUAAUCUUAGCCUGCACAAGUGUUUUGUUCGAGUAGAAAAUGUUAAAGGAGCAGUAUGGACAGUGGAUGAAGUAGAAUACCAGAAGCGAAGGUCACAAAAGAUAACGGGAAGCCCAACAUUAGUGAAAAACAUACCCACCAGCUUAGGCUAUGGAGCAGCACUUAACGCAAGCUUACAGGCUGCGCUGGCAGAGAGUAGUUUACCUUUGCUUGGUAACCCCGGAUUGAUAAACAACGCAUCCAGUGGCUUACUACAGGCAGUCCAUGAAGACCUCAAUGGUUCGCUGGAUCACAUUGACAGCAAUGGAAACAGCAGUCCAGGCUGCUCUCCUCAGCCUCACAUACACUCAAUUCACGUCAAGGAAGAGCCGGUAAUUGCUGAGGAUGAAGACUGUCCAAUGUCUUUGGUGACAACAGCGAAUCACAGUCCAGAAUUGGAAGAUGAUAGAGAAAUUGAAGAAGAGCCUUUAUCUGAAGAUCUGGAAUGAACAGAGACUUUAGAAACCUCAAAAUGAAGGGACAUAUCACUGACCUUCAGAACCACUCCACAACCAUGAAUAUUUGACAAAUUUUUACUGUGACUAUUUAUUAAGCAUGGAUAAAGGAGAACAACCCUAAAGGAACUCAUUAAGCCAGCCCUUUGGGAAUCCAGUUACAAACAGGCAAAUAGCUUGUUUUUUCUUUCUUUCUUU
Molecule: messenger RNA, 2628 nt
Organism: Elgaria multicarinata webbii
Lineage: Eukaryota; Metazoa; Chordata; Lepidosauria; Squamata; Anguidae
Gene: FOXP2
Product: forkhead box P2
Exons: 19
Coding region: 226-2424 (732 amino acids)
Biological process (GO): regulation of transcription by RNA polymerase II
Cellular component (GO): nucleus
Molecular function (GO): RNA polymerase II cis-regulatory region sequence-specific DNA binding; DNA-binding transcription repressor activity, RNA polymerase II-specific
Source: RefSeq, a predicted model, not a curated record